Messenger RNA from Sus scrofa (pig), 807 nucleotides. The record is from RefSeq. Lineage: Eukaryota; Metazoa; Chordata; Mammalia; Artiodactyla; Suidae.
AUGAAGCCCACCCUCAUCUCAGUGCUGGUGAUGAUAUUUACACUCUGUGGAACAAGAGCCCAGACAGUGACUCAGCCCGAGGACCACAUCUCUGUCUUUGAAAGGUCUCCAGUGCAGGUGAAGUGCAACUACUCAUAUUCUGGGAGUCCUGUGCUCUUCUGGUAUGUCCAGUACCCCAAACAACACCUCCAGUUACUCCUGAAACACAUCUCAAGAGAGAGCAUCAGAGGUUUCACAGCUCACCUCGACAAGAAAGAGGCAUCCUUCCAUCUGAAGAAGCCAUCAGCUCAAGAGGAAGACUCAGCCAUCUAUUAUUGUGCUCUGAGUGACACCCGUACAGACAAAUUAACCUUUGGGGACGGGACCUCGCUCACUGUGAAGCCAAAUAUCAAGAACCCUGACCCCGCCGUGUACCAGCUGAAAGGCCCCAAAUCUAACAACAUCAGUGUAUGCCUAUACACUGAUUUUCAAAUGAAUACAACAAAAGACUCGGAGCCCGCGGUGUUCAGCUUGAGCAGGACUGUGUUCAACUCAAACACAACUGUGCUAGACAUGGGGGCCUUGGGUUCCAAGAGCAACGGGCUCGUGGCUUGGAGCAAAAGCACCGAUUUUGAAUGUCAAAGCACCUUCCAGCAGGAAUUCUAUCCUAACUCAGGAAUUUCCUGUGAUGCCAAGUUGGUAGAGAAAAGCUUUGAAACGGAUAUGAACCUCAACCUCCAAAACCUGUCAGUGAUGGGGUUCCGCAUCAUCCUCCUGAAAAUGGUUGGGUUUAACCUGCUCAUGACACUGCGGCUGUGGUCCAGCUGA